GGUUGUAGGCUGUUAUCUAAAUGCCUGGUGUAUUAGCCAGACUUCAGGAACUCCUCAAUGUUCAACCCAAAAAGUGUGGAGACAACCUAAGGUGCUUCUUCGACACCUUUAACCAACAAGACCCACCUACCCCGGUUUCGGCCCGUAACUACGACCACGCGGCAGACGAGUUUAUGGGACUUGGCCGUAACUCUCGGCCUCGCCCGGUUACUGAUAUCAAUGGUGUGGUACGUAAGCUUCAUGACCGUAACGGGCAAUUGUUUAAUGUCGCUCCGAACAGCGAUGCUAGAUAUUCCCCCAAGUGGUUUUCGGCCCUUUCCAUCAGUAGUGCGGCCCGUUCUGGAUGGCUUCCAAAACCGAUGAUGACGUGGAUAGGACUGAAGACUCUGCUCGACAACAUUGGUGGAGACGUUCCUGAGCCUGUAUGACUUGUUCGGCCCGUAUUGCUCCUGUAAUUAGUUGCAGUUCGGCCCGUUGCCAGCCAUUGCCGAUGAUAAAGCAGAUAUGAUGAUAGACUAUAUGAUGAUUAGCGUAUCUUUUAAUUUAAGUUCGUGCCGAGGUUUUGCGGGGAGGGGAUGUUAUGGGACGAUGUCCCAGAAGCGUCACUCGCCAUGAAAACCUUCGGCCCGUCUUGUGUGUUGUGACCAUUGCUCCAUUUGUGUAGUACGCUAAGCUGUGUAGCUAGCACGCUAGAGUGUUGCAAGAUCACUACUCAUAAGUGAGUGCGGAAUUGUCCGUAAGCAUUUACGGUUCUAUCGUAUCUACUGUGCACUGGAAGUGUACUCUAAGAUU
This is a messenger RNA of Perkinsus marinus ATCC 50983, 792 nucleotides long. RefSeq lists its product as hypothetical. Lineage: Eukaryota; Perkinsozoa; Perkinsida; Perkinsidae. Bases 21 to 428 code for a protein of 135 amino acids. The record is from RefSeq and is a predicted model, not a curated record. The transcript has a single exon.